AAUUCAACUUUAUUCGACUUGGUGAGAGAUAUGCAUGGGGAAUCUUAUCAAGAAUUCAUGUCAAGUAAGCUGGUUCCUGUACCUGGAAAUAUUGGUGAAUCAAAUCUUGGAAUGAAUCCUGAUUUAAUGAACGAAAUUGCAAAAGAAGUAGAUGUUAUUAUAAAUUCAGCAGCCAAUACAACAUUUGAUGAGAGAUUUGAUGUUGCUGUGAACAUAAAUACAAAAGGACCAUCUCGAAUACUCAAUUUCGCAAAGCAGUGCAAGAAACUUUGUUGUUUCAUACAUGUAUCAACCGCAUACGUUACCAUGGGAAACUUAGGCGAGAAUCUCAUCUCCAAAACCUCACCAUUAUCACACCCUCCUGUGGAUGUUGAUGCCGAAGUGAAGUUGGCUUUGGAUUCAAGUCUUGCUUUUCACGGAAGUGCAGAAGUUACUCAGAAAAUGAAAGAAAUGGGUCUAGAAAGGGCAAAAAGUUGUGGUUGGAAAAAUGUUUAUGAGUUCACCAAGGCAAUGGGAGAAUUAGUAAUUGAUGAAAACAGAGGAGAAAUCCCAGUUGCUAUUGUUCGUCCAAGCAUUAUUGUAAGCACUUUUAGAGAGCCUUUUCCUGGAUGGAUACAAGGAAACAGGAUGGCUGACCCAAUUGCUAUGGCAUAUUGCAAAGGCCACCUUCCUGCAUUCCUAAACCCUGAAACAGUCAUAGAUAUACUGCAAUUGAGAAGAUACUACGAGCAGCACCUGAGGUUGGCAAAACCUAUGGCUGCUUUUGGUUGA
Pistacia vera is the source of this 771-nucleotide messenger RNA. Its product is annotated as fatty acyl-CoA reductase 2-like. The transcript is spliced from 6 exons. Gene Ontology annotation, molecular function: alcohol-forming very long-chain fatty acyl-CoA reductase (NADP+) activity. Gene Ontology annotation, cellular component: intracellular membrane-bounded organelle. Gene Ontology annotation, biological process: long-chain fatty-acyl-CoA metabolic process; suberin biosynthetic process. NCBI's taxonomy places the organism in Eukaryota, Viridiplantae, Streptophyta, Magnoliopsida, Sapindales, Anacardiaceae. The record is from RefSeq and is a predicted model, not a curated record. The annotation marks the transcript as partial.